Gryllus bimaculatus (two-spotted cricket) is the source of this 3203-nucleotide messenger RNA. Lineage: Eukaryota; Metazoa; Arthropoda; Insecta; Orthoptera; Gryllidae. The record is from the annotation of a GenBank genome assembly.
CAGAACUUUAAUUGGUAUCAUUGUUUGCUUCUGAAACGAAGUUUCUUCAUGGAAUUUGCAUAAACUUACUUCGGCAGCCGUAUGUCAAAUGUUUUAGUUUCGUUUUGGAGAGAUUUAUUAGAUCGUGCUGGCCGUGCUGUAGAUUUUCUGUGGAACAUUACCUACGAUUUGUUGUGUGUUCAGAGAGUUUGUUGUGGUGUGUUUUCGUAUUUCUUUAGAUUAGUUGAGUGAAUAAAGAGUACGAUUUAACUUAGUGUGUUUACUUUUAAUUCGUGAUGUAAUCGUGUUAGAAUUAGUUUUGUGUGCGUUCGUGAAAAUUAACUAUGUGAAAAACAUAUUGUAGGUUAGUCGGACACGGACAAAUCAUUUCAAGAUUUCUUUUAAAUUUCUCUAAUAUCUCAAGAAUACGAAAAUGGCUGUUCCACCAGCGGCGUUAGUCAACCGAAAUAAGAAACAUUUUAUGGGCGUUCCUGCUCCUUUGGGAUAUGUUGCUGGUGUCGGCCGAGGUGCAACUGGAUUUACCACAAGAUCGGAUAUUGGCCCUGCUAGAGAUGCCAAUGAUGUUUCUGAUGAUCGGCAUGCUCCUCCAAGCAAAAGGAAGAAAGGACACCAGAAAGAGGAGGAUGAAGAUGAUGACGAAGAUUUAAAUGAUUCUAAUUAUGAUGAGUUUUCAGGUUACGGUGGUUCGCUGUUUAGCAAGGAUCCAUACGAUAAAGAUGACGAAGAAGCAGAUGCCAUUUAUGAAGCCAUUGACAAGCGGAUGGAUGAGAAAAGGAAGGAGUACAGGGAAAAGAGAUUGAAAGAGGAAUUGGAGCGGUACAGACAAGAACGCCCCAAAAUUCAGCAGCAGUUCAGUGACUUGAAGCGAGGUCUUGUUACGGUGACGGAAGACGAGUGGCGCAGUGUACCUGAAGUGGGCGAUGCUCGCAACCGGAAAAUGAGGAACCCAAGAACAGAGAAAUUCACCCCCUUGCCCGAUUCUGUUCUUGCUCGGAACCUUGGUGGGGAAUCAUCGAAUUCCAUUGACCCUAAGAGUGGCAUAGCCACAGCCUUCCCGGCUGGAUCGUCAGGAUUUGCAACGCCAGGAAUGCUCACACCUACUGGAGACUUGGACUUGUGCAAGAUUGGCCAGGCUCGCAACACUCUGAUGAAUGUGAAACUGAGUCAGGUUUCUGAUUCUGUGGAGGGACAGACUGUUGUCGACCCCAAAGGCUACCUCACGGAUUUGCAGAGCAUGAUUCCAACUUACGGGGGUGAUAUCAAUGACAUCAAGAAGGCUCGUUUGCUGUUGAAAUCAGUGCGAGAGACUAACCCAAACCAUCCGCCUGCAUGGAUUGCAUCAGCUCGUUUGGAGGAAGUGACAGGCAAAGUACAGGCAGCAAGAAACUUGAUUAUGAAAGGAUGUGAGGUGAACCCCAAAUCAGAAGAUUUGUGGCUGGAAGCAGCUCGCUUGCAACCGCCUGACACAGCUCGAGCUGUCAUUGCGCAAGCUGUGAGACACAUUCCCACAUCUGUGCGCAUUUGGAUCAAAGCUGCAGAUUUGGAGUCUGAACAAAAGGCAAAGCGAAAAGUGUAUCGCAAGGCUCUGGAGCAUAUUCCAAAUUCUGUGCGUCUGUGGAAGGCCGGAGUGGAAUUGGAGGACCCGGAAGAUGCACGUAUCCUGCUGAGCCGAGCUGUAGAGUGCUGCCCAACAAGUGUGGAUCUCUGGCUCGCGCUUGCCAGGUACAACCACACGCUUGGCAACGGCCAAAUAUUGUGGCAUUGCACUCUUUGUUUAAAGUUGCUGCUUGGAUGUGCCCAGCAGGGAGCCUUUGAAUGUGCACGAGCCAUCUAUGCACACGCACUAGCCACCUUCCCCAGCAAAAAGUCGAUAUGGCUACGAGCUGCUUAUUUCGAGAAGAAUCAUGGCACAAGAGACACCCUGGAAGCCCUUCUGCAGCGCGCCGUGGCUCACUGUCCCAAAUCAGAAGUAUUGUGGCUAAUGGGGGCCAAAUCAAAAUGGAUGGCAGGUGAUGUGCCUGCUGCCCGAGGCAUCCUCUCAUUAGCUUUCCAGGCAAAUCCUAACUCUGAAGAAAUCUGGUUGGCGGCUGUGAAGCUGGAGUCUGAAAAUUCAGAAUAUGAGCGAGCCAGGCGGCUUUUGGCUAAGGCCAGAGCAUCUGCUCCAACUCCUCGAGUUAUGAUGAAAUCAGCAAAGUUGGAGUGGGCUUUGGAUAAUUUGGAUCAAGCUCUCCGACUCCUGGAAGAGGCAAUUAAGGUCUUUCCUGACUUUGCCAAGCUGUGGCUUAUGAAAGGUCAGAUUGAAGAACAACAAGGCAACCUUGAUAAAGCUUGGGACACCUACAAUACCGGGGAGCGUCGAGGGCUGCUGACAAAAGCGCGCUCGGUGCUGGAGAAAGGGCGCUUGCGCAACCCGCAAUGCGAUGUGCUGUGGUUGGAGCAGAUCCGCAUUGAAAAUCGAGCAGGUCUUCGUGACAUUGCCAACACUCUCAUGGCUCGAGCCUUGCAAGAGUGCCCCAACUCAGGCAUCCUGUGGGCAGAGGCUAUUUUCCUGGAGCAGCGCCCGCAGCGCAAGACUAAGAGCGUAGAUGCUCUGAAGCGAUGUGAACAUGACCCUCAUGUGUUACUUGCUGUGUCUAAGUUAUUUUGGUCAGAACGAAUGAUUCAGAAGUGCAGAGAAUGGUUCAACAAAACUGAGCAGCAGGAAGAAGUGAAGAAGCGGUGUGUAAGUGCAGAACCCCAUCAUGGAGAGCACUGGUGCAAAGUGUCCAAAGACAUUCGCAACUGGCGCCUGGGCACUGAUCACAUUUUAGUCAUGGUGGCUAAAGACCUGGCCAUUCCUAUAUAAUUAAUAAUUAGGCAUUUUAUCCACUUUUGGUGUGAUUACUGCAACAGGAAAUUCUCUUUUUCUGUGAAGGUUGUCUGAUUCGGACUCCAAUAAAGAGUGAGUUUUUAGCAAAUGUCUAAAUGUAGGGGUUAGCAUAUUAUUUAUGUAAAUAAUAUUUUUUAAAUUUUACUUGGAGGAUGUUGAGCGACUGUGUAAAAAGAUUGCUAAUUUCUAUUCAGUGAAAUGUUCGAAAAUAUUAGAAGUGAAUAUGGAUUAUUUUGAAUUUUCGUUUUAGGAUUUUUUUCCUAAGAAAGACAUUUAAUGUUUUAGUGAACCAUCAAGUGUUACAUGAAUAAAAUUUCAGUUAAUUGUGAUGCCA